GCGAUCUCUGGAAAGUUCCGUUGGGGAAGAUGGCGGCGGCCUCGAGCACCCUUCCCUUCUUGCCGCCGGGGGCUUCAGCCUGAGCCUUCCCGGGUAUAGUGGGGACUGCUCGUGCCCUGCAUCCGGGAAGCUCGAACCAACUUGGUUUCCCCGUUAGUGGUGGGGAAAGGCUUAUCCUCUUGUGGAGGAUCGAGGCCCUCCCCACCGUCAGGAUGAAGGCUCAGGGGGAAACCGAGGAGUCGGAAAAGCUGAGUAAGAUGAGUUCUCUUUUGGAACGGCUCCAUGCAAAAUUUAACCAAAAUAGACCUUGGAGUGAAACCAUUAAGCUUGUGCGACAAGUCAUGGAGAAGAGGGUGGUGAUGAGUUCUGGAGGGCACCAACAUUUGGUCAGCUGUUUGGAGACAUUACAGAAAGCUCUCAAAGUAACAUCUUUACCAGCAAUGACUGAUCGUUUGGAGUCUAUAGCAAGACAGAAUGGACUGGGCUCUCAUCUCAGUGCCAGUGGCACUGAAUGUUACAUCACGUCAGAUAUGUUCUAUGUGGAAGUGCAGUUAGAUCCUGCAGGACAGCUUUGUGAUGUAAAAGUGGCUCACCAUGGGGAGAAUCCUGUGAGCUGUCCAGAGCUUGUGCAGCAGCUAAGGGAAAAAAAUUUUGAUGAAUUUUCUAAGCACCUUAAGGGUCUUGUUAAUCUUUAUAACCUUCCAGGGGACAACAAACUGAAGACUAAAAUGUACUUGGCUCUCCAAUCCCUAGAACAGGACCUAUCUAAAAUGGCAGUUAUGUAUUGGAAAGCAACCAAUGCAGGUCCGUUGGAUAAGAUUCUUCAUGGAAGUGUUGGCUAUCUCAGUCCAAGAAGUGGGGGUCAUUUAAUGAAUUUAAAGUACUAUGCCUCUCCUUCUGACCUGCUGGAUGAUAAAACUACAUCUCCCAUAAUUUUACAUGAGAAUAAUGUUCCUCGAUCUUUGGGCAUGAAUGCAUCCGUGACAAUCGAAGGAACAUCUGCUAUGUAUAAACUCCCAAUUGCUCCAUUAAUUAUGGGGUCACAUCCAGUUGACAACAAAUGGACCCCCUCCUUCUCCUCAAUCACCAGUGCCAACAGUGUUGAUCUUCCUGCCUGUUUCUUCUUGAAAUUUCCCCAGCCAAUUCCAGUAUCUAAAGCAUUUGUCCAGAAACUUCAGAACUGUACAGGAAUUCCAUUGUUUGAAACUCAACCAACUUAUGUACCCCUGUAUGAACUGAUCACUCAGUUUGAGCUGUCAAAGGACCCUGACCCCAUUCCUUUGAAUCACAACAUGCGAUUUUAUGCUGCUCUUCCAGGUCAACAGCACUGCUACUUCCUCAACAAGGAUGCUCCUCUGCCAGAUGGUAGAAGUCUCCAGGGAACCCUUGUUAGCAAAAUUACUUUUCAGCAUCCUGGUCGGGUUCCUCUUAUCCUAAAUCUCAUCAGACACCAAGUGGCCUAUAACACCCUAAUUGGAAGCUGUGUGAAAAGAACUAUUCUGAAAGAAGAUUCUCCUGGACUCCUCCAAUUUGAAGUAUGUCCCCUCUCAGAAUCCCGUUUCAGUGUAUCUUUUCAGCACCCUGUGAAUGACUCCCUGGUGUGUGUGGUAAUGGAUGUGCAGGACUCAACACAUGUGAGCUGUAAACUCUACAAAGGGCUUUCAGAUGCACUAAUCUGCACAGAUGACUUCAUUGCCAAAGUUGUUCAAAGAUGUAUGUCCAUCCCUGUGACGAUGAGGGCUAUUCGGAGGAAAGCUGAAACCAUUCAGGCCGACACCCCAGCACUGUCCCUCAUUGCAGAGACAGUUGAAGACAUGGUGAAAAAGAACCUGCCCCCGGCUAGCAGCCCAGGGUAUGGCAUGACCACAGGCAACAACCCAAUGAGUGGUACCACUACACCAACCAACACCUUUCCGGGGGGUCCCAUUACCACCUUGUUUAAUAUGAGCAUGAGCAUCAAAGAUCGGCAUGAGUCGGUGGGCCAUGGGGAGGACUUCAGCAAGGUGUCUCAGAACCCAAUUCUUACCAGUUUGUUGCAAAUCACAGGGAACGGGGGGUCUACCAUUGGCUCGAGUCCGACCCCUCCUCAUCACACGCCGCCACCUGUCUCUUCGAUGGCCGGCAACACCAAGAACCACCCGAUGCUCAUGAACCUUCUUAAAGAUAAUCCUGCCCAGGAUUUCUCAACCCUUUAUGGAAGCAGCCCUUUAGAAAGGCAGAACUCUUCUUCCGGCUCACCCCGGAUGGAAAUGUGUUCAGGAAGCAACAAGACAAAGAAGAAGAAGUCUUCAAGAUUGCCACCUGAAAAACCCAAGCACCAAACUGAAGAUGAUUUUCAGAGGGAGUUAUUUUCAAUGGAUGUUGAUUCACAGAACCCUAUCUUUGAUGUCAACAUGACAGCUGACACUCUGGACACACCACAUAUCACUCCAGCUCCAAGCCAGUGUAGCACUCCCCCAACAACUUAUCCACAACCAGUACCUCAUCCCCAACCCAGUAUUCAAAGGAUGGUCCGACUAUCCAGUUCAGACAGCAUUGGCCCAGAUGUAACUGAUAUUCUUUCAGACAUUGCAGAAGAAGCCUCUAAGCUUCCUAGCACUAGUGACGAUUGCCCACCCAUUGGCACCCCUGUUCGAGAUUCUUCAAGCUCUGGGCAUUCUCAGAGUGCCCUCUUUGAUCCAGAUGUUUUUCAGACCAAUAAUAAUGAAAAUCCAUACACGGAUCCAGCUGACCUUAUUGCAGAUGCUGCGGGAAGCCCCAGUAGUGACUCUCCUACCAACCACUUUUUUCCUGACGGAGUAGACUUCAAUCCAGAUUUGUUGAACAGCCAUAGCCAAAGUGGUUUUGGAGAAGAAUAUUUUGAUGAAAGCAGCCAAAGUGGAGAUAAUGAUGACUUCAAAGGGUUUGCAUCUCAGGCACUGAAUACUUUGGGCGUGCCAAUGCUUGGAACUGACAAUGGGGAGACUAAGUUUAAAAGCAAUAGCCAAGCUGACACCGUUGAUUUCAGUAUUAUAACAGUGGCUGGUAAGGCUUUGGGUCCUACAGAUCUUAUGGAGCAUCACAGUGGUAGCCAGAGUCCUUUACUGACCAGUGGUGACUUAGGGAAAGAAAAGACUCAAAAGAGACUAAAGGAAGGCAACGGCACCAGUAAUAGUAGUCUUUCAGGACCAGGAUUAGAUACCAAACCAGGGAAGCGUAGUCGUACCCCUUCUAAUGAUGGCAAAAGCAAAGAUAAGCCUCCAAAGCGGAAGAAGGCAGACACUGAGGGAAAGUCACCAUCUCACAGUUCUUCUAACCGACCUUUCACCCCCCCUACCAGUACAGGUGGAUCCAAAUCUCCAGGCAGUUCAGGAAGAUCUCAGACUCCCCCAGGUGUUGCCACACCACCCAUUCCCAAAAUCACAAUUCAGAUUCCUAAGGGAACUGUGAUGGUGGGUAAGCCCUCCUCUCACAGUCAGUAUACGAGCAGUGGCUCUGUGUCUUCCUCAGGCAGUAAAAGCCACCACAGUCAUUCUUCCUCCUCCUCUUCCUCAUCAUCUGCUUCCAACUCAGGCAAGAUGAAAAGCAGUAAAUCAGAAGGUUCAUCAAGUUCCAAGUUAAGUAGCAGUAUAUAUUCUAGUCAAGGGUCUUCUGGAUCUAGCCAGUCCAAAAAUUCAUCUCAGUCUGGGGGAAAGCCAGGUUCCUCUCCUAUCACCAAGCAUGGACUGAGCAGUGGCUCCAGCAGCACCAAGAUGAAACCUCAAGGAAAGCCAUCAUCGCUUAUGAAUCCUUCUUUAAGUAAACCAAACAUAUCCCCUUCUCACUCAAGACCACCUGGAGGCUCUGAAAAGCUUGCUUCUCCAAUGAAGCCAGUUCCUGGGACUCCCCCAUCUUCUAAAGCCAAGUCCCCUAUCAGUUCAGGUUCUGGUGGUUCUCAUUUGUCUGGAACUAGUUCAAGUGUUGGCAUGAAGUCAUCUUCAGGGUUAGGAUCAUCAGGCUCACUGUCUCAGAAAACUCCCCCAUCAUCUAAUUCUUGUACAGCAUCUUCAUCUUCUUUCUCAAGUGGCUCUUCCAUGUCAUCCUCACAGAAUCAGCAUGGGAGUUCCAAAGGGAAAUCUCCCAGCAGAAAUAAGAAGCCGUCCUUAACAGCAGUCAUAGAUAAAUUGAAGCAUGGGGUUGUAACCAGUGGUCCCGGGGGUGAAGAUCCAAUGGACGGUCAGAUGGGGGUGAGCACAAAUUCUUCUAGUCAUCCUAUGUCCUCCAAACAUAACUUGUCAGGAGGAGAGUUCCAGGGCAAGCGUGAGAAAAGUGAUAAAGACAAAUCAAAAGUUCCCACCUCAGGAGGCUCAAUGGAUUCAUCAAAGAAGACCUCAGAGUCAAAAAAUGUAGGGAGCACGGGUGUGGCAAAAAUUAUCAUCAGCAAGCAUGAUGGGGGAUCCCCCAGCAUUAAAGCCAAAGUGACUUUGCAGAAACCUGGGGAAAGUAGUGGAGAAGGGCUCAGGCCUCAGAUGGCCUCUUCCAAAAACUAUGGCUCUCCACUCAUCAGUGGUUCCACUCCAAAGCAUGAGCGUGGCUCUCCCAGCCACAGUAAGUCACCAGCAUAUACCCCCCAGAAUCUGGACAGUGAAAGUGAGUCAGGCUCCUCCAUUGCAGAAAAAUCUUACCAGAACAGUCCCAGCUCAGAUGAUGGCAUCCGACCACUUCCAGAAUACAGCACAGAGAAGCAUAAGAAGCACAAAAAGGAAAAGAAAAAAGUAAAAGACAAAGAUAGGGACAGGGACCGGGAAAAAGACCGAGACAAGAAAAAAUCUCACAGCAUCAAGCCAGAGAGUUGGUCUAAAUCACCUAUUUCUUCAGACCAGUCCUUGUCUAUGACAAGUAACACAAUCUUAUCUACAGACAGGCCCUCAAGGCUCAGCCCUGACUUUAUGAUUGGAGAGGAAGAUGAUGAUCUCAUGGAUGUGGCCCUGAUUGGCAAUUAGACAGACAAAAAAUAAUUUUAUAGUCAAAUCAAGGGGUGGAUCAAGCAGGUCUGAUUUUGUGUUUAAUAAUCUUAAAAUGGUAUGGUUUUGACACCAGGCUGGGUGAAAUUAGAAAGGCAUAGCCAGACCCUACUAAAGAGACCACAGGGUUUGUUUCUGAUUACCAAGAAUUGUUUCUUUGCCAGAAAAAUGUUAAAAUACUUGCU
Messenger RNA from Condylura cristata (star-nosed mole), 5167 nucleotides. It is a transcript of the gene MED1, whose product is annotated as mediator complex subunit 1. Gene Ontology annotation, cellular component: mediator complex. The transcript is spliced from 17 exons. The coding region runs from base 213 to 4961 and encodes 1582 amino acids. The record is from RefSeq and is a predicted model, not a curated record. Gene Ontology annotation, molecular function: transcription coregulator activity; nuclear retinoic acid receptor binding; nuclear thyroid hormone receptor binding. NCBI's taxonomy places the organism in Eukaryota, Metazoa, Chordata, Mammalia, Eulipotyphla, Talpidae. Gene Ontology annotation, biological process: regulation of transcription by RNA polymerase II; cellular response to thyroid hormone stimulus.